This is a messenger RNA of Neurospora hispaniola, 919 nucleotides long. Its product is annotated as mitochondrial large subunit ribosomal protein-domain-containing protein. NCBI's taxonomy places the organism in Eukaryota, Fungi, Ascomycota, Sordariomycetes, Sordariales, Sordariaceae. Gene Ontology annotation, molecular function: structural constituent of ribosome. The transcript has 2 exons. The record is from RefSeq and is a predicted model, not a curated record. Gene Ontology annotation, cellular component: ribosome; mitochondrial large ribosomal subunit. Bases 257 to 748 code for a protein of 163 amino acids. Gene Ontology annotation, biological process: translation.
GAACACGGCCCAGGGCACGGGACGCGGGACCGAUCCGACUCCAGCGAGCCAGCAAUUGAAGAAACGGGCACCUCUUGGCCGCAGCGCAGGUCCAGUCUGAACCCCAGAUCCCAGCCAAGCCUACCUACCUAUCAGAUCCCGUUGCGACCGACCGAACCCAGCUCGAUCGAUUCGACCUCCCCAACUUUCGCGACAGCCUUGCCAUCAUUCUUUCUGUCUUUACCACCACCACACCACACAACACAACACCACAACCAUGUUCCGCUCAACCUUCCUCGGCCUCUCCCGGGCCAUCGCCCAGCCCGCGACGCCCCUCACCGUCCGCGCCGCCUUCCAGUCCCGAUUUUACUCCGCCGCUGCCGCCGCAUCGCAACCAACAACAACAGCCACAAUAACGACACCAUCCCAGCAGCAGCAGCAGCCCACCACACAACCUACCACCCCUAUCCAGACCCAGACCGGUGCCGCGCCAACAGAAUCCACGAAACCCGUCGCGAAGCCCUACCUAGUAGGCCGUGCCUGGACCCAGCGCCUGCCCGUCUACCACCUCGCCAAGCGCGGUGGUAACAAGAAGCUCACCCAGAUCAAGAAGGUGCAAGGUGAUGGCCAGGCUCUGCGCAAGGACCUUGCGCAGUUCUUGGGGCUGGAGGUGAAGGAGGUGCGGGUGAAGGUGCCGACAGGGCAUUUGGAGGUUGAUGGACACCGCAGAGAGGAAAUCGUCAAGUUCCUGGACGGCUUGGGCUUUUAAACGAGAAAGAUGCUACAGCGACAAACCCCUGGACAGCUUGCCGCCACAAGUCCACAUAACACGACGAGGACCGACCCAUUACCGGGAAAGAUACCAUGCUGCUCCAUGCCACGGACUGGAGAGCAUGCCGGGGCAUAUUCCAGGAGGUGCUGAAUGCUUCAUGCCCCAGGA